GUGGAGCAACUGUGCUUUGCACACACCAACCAACCUGACCUUUCGGUUGCCAUCCACUUUAGCUACCCCUCCCACUCCCCUGGACAUGUCCAUUCUUGGCAUCCUCCAUCAAACAAAACUGUGCAGAACAGAUCCUUUGGCCCUCAAUGUUGUGCUGAUCUGUGAACUAAUCUAAGCCCCUGCCCCUACACCAUCCCAUCAUUAUCCAUAUGUUUAUCCAAGGACUGUUUAAAUGCCCCAAUUGUGGCUGAGUUAACUAGAUUGGCAGGCAGGGCAUUCCAGAACCUGCCUCUGACAUCUGUCUUAAAUCUAUCACCCCUCAAUUUGUAGCUAUGCCCCCGUUACACAAGUUGAAGUCAUCAUCCUCGGAAAAAGACUCACUGUCUACCCUAUCUAAUCCUCUGAUCAUCUUGUAUGUCUCUAUUAAAUCCCCUCUUAGCCUCCUUCUCUCCAAUGAGAACAGACCCAGGUCCCUCAGCCUUUCUUCAUAGGGCCGGCGCACCAGACCAGGCAACAUCCUGGUCUAUGAUCUCACUGUAAAAGUGAUGCACCCCAUGACAACUAUUGUGACACCUCCAUCUGUUGUUGUCUCAUUAAUUAAGUCUUUCUGGAUACUACAUGACUUUAACUGAUAUACAAUUGGUCCCAGUUGGAUUUAGCUUGAUCUACUCAGGAGGUUUUUGAUUCUUGGUGUCUGCCAUCCUUUCAGUUGCAAGCCUCAGCUGUCAGUUACAGGAUUGAUAGCUGGGUUGCAAUGGAACCCUUCAUGCUGAAACAGUUCAAUAGGUGCCCAACGGAAUAGUAAAAACUUGGAAAGACUAUUAGCCUGAGAAUCACAAGGAGUGGAAAAGAGUCAUGAUGAAUCAGUCAACACAGAACAGAGAUGAUUUCUUCACGGGUAUAACACAAACCAUUAAUUCUGACCAUGGGCCUACAAGACCCAGCCCUGCACAGCUUGGGGUGGAAGGUGGAUCUUUACACAGGCUCCUGCGAUCCCGGGAAUACAACCUUUUUGCUCAGUCUGCUGUCUUUGAAAGUGAUUUUAUUCAGGUGACCAGACGAGGAAAUCUAGUGGACAUCCACAAUAUUCCAACUCUCUUGACUCUGGGAAUAACAGCCUCCGUUCCAUUCUUACCUCUCCCAAAUAUCUUGAUCAUUGCCAGCAGAGAUAGUGAAUCCAAAGGAAAAGAGGGAGAAGAAGGAUACAUGAAGAUAACAAGGAUGCUUCCCAUGAAAUUGGUCCGAUUGAGUGUCCAUAAAAAGGUCAGUAGAUGUUUGAAGUUGGUCCUGGCCAAUCGAAGUACUUUUUAUCUCCAACUCCAAGACAAGCACCCCAACCACGUCUUCAAGCUCUGGGAAGAACUCAUUCACAUCAUUUAUGCUGGGCUGUCUAUAACAUUCAAAGAUACCAAUCUCAACCUCCCCCAGGCCUCAAUGUGUGACUCAAGAAGCUCCUCAACUUCAGUUAUCAGCUCUGAGAAAUUCACCUACGAAGCUCAGAAAUCUUGCCGAAAUAUUCCCAUCAAGAAUAAUGCCACAGUAAAUUCUAAAAUAGGAUUUUGGAAAAGGAACCAACUCUUGGUUGGGAAAGAGUUUCGGGAUAGCUCUGAUGAUGUUCACAGUACUGAAUCUUCAGAAAGUACCCACAGAUCGCAGCCAAUUUAUGGAAAGAGCCACAUUAAAGUCGUCAGGAAAGACUGGGUGCCUGAUACUCAGGAGCCUCAAAAAAUAAGAACAAGAACUGAACAAUUGCUUGAUGUGAAAGAAGAAAAAAGCCCAGGAGACGAGUGGGAACAGAUUAUUGAAAGAUGCUCCUGUGAUCACUGCAAAACGUGUAAUCAAGACUUGAUGCAGCAUACCCUAACCUGUAAACAAAAGAAAGCUGGGACUGGAGAACAAGAGGAGGAGGAGGAGGAGGAAGGUGAAGGAGAAUCUAAUGCCUUUGAGGCAGAAGAUGAGGACCGCACGUACUUUGGACUCUGGGAACGCGACAGACCAACACUGAUGCCACUUUCCAGGCUCAGCAGCCUCAUUGCUGUUGGCCUUAGAUAGUUUUAAAUUUUCUUUUUUUGGAAGAUAAAAUCUGUUUGAUUUAUAUUUUUUAAAAAAACUGACAUUUUGUAUAUGCUGUAACAACAAACUGUCAAUAUACACUAGUCAAUAA
Messenger RNA from Stegostoma tigrinum, 2164 nucleotides. Its product is annotated as Golgi-associated RAB2 interactor protein 1A-like. Bases 856 to 2052 code for a protein of 398 amino acids. The record is from RefSeq and is a predicted model, not a curated record. The transcript has 6 exons. Gene Ontology annotation, cellular component: nucleus. NCBI's taxonomy places the organism in Eukaryota, Metazoa, Chordata, Chondrichthyes, Orectolobiformes, Stegostomatidae.